Chaetura pelagica (chimney swift) is the source of this 1589-nucleotide messenger RNA. RefSeq names its product F-box and WD repeat domain containing 2 (gene FBXW2). NCBI's taxonomy places the organism in Eukaryota, Metazoa, Chordata, Aves, Apodiformes, Apodidae. The coding region runs from base 15 to 1379 and encodes 454 amino acids. The transcript is spliced from 6 exons. The record is from RefSeq and is a predicted model, not a curated record. Gene Ontology annotation, molecular function: protein binding.
UUUUGCAUAACCUUAUGGAGAAAAAGGACUUUGAAGCAUGGCUUGAUAACAUUUCUAUUACAUUUCUUUCUCUGACGGACUUGCAGAAAAAUGAAACUCUGGAUCACCUGAUUAGCUUGAGUGGAGCAGUCCAGCUCAGGCACCUCUCCAAUAAUCUAGAGAUUCUCCUCAAGAGGGACUUCCUCAAACUUCUUCCAUUGGAACUUAGUUUUUAUCUGUUAAAAUGGCUUGAUCCUCAGACCUUACUCACGUGUUGCCUCGUCUCUAAGCAGUGGAAUAAGGUUAUAAGUGCCUGUACAGAGGUAUGGCAGACUGCAUGUAGGAAUUUGGGUUGGCAAAUAGAUGACUCUGUUCAGGAUCCUUUACAUUGGAAGAAAGUUUACCUAAAGGCUAUCUUAAGGAUGAAGCAACUGAAGGACCACGAAGCCUUUGAGACAUCCUCUUUAAUUGGACACAGUGCCCGAGUAUAUGCACUUUACUAUAAAGAUGGACUUCUGUGUACAGGAUCUGAUGACUUGUCUGCAAAACUGUGGGAUGUAAGCACAGGUCAGUGCAUAUAUGGUAUCCAGACACACACUUGUGCUGCAGUGAAGUUUGAUGAACAAAAGCUUGUAACAGGAUCUUUUGAUAACACAGUAGCCUGUUGGGAAUGGAGCUCUGGGGCAAAGACACAGCAUUUUAGAGGACAUACCGGUGCAGUUUUUAGUGUGGAUUACAACGAUGAACUUGAUAUUCUGGUCAGCGGCUCUGCAGACUUCACUGUGAAAGUAUGGGCCUUAUCAACAGGAACGUGCCUGAAUACCCUUACUGGACACACAGAAUGGGUCACUAAGGUAGUUUUGCAGAAGUGCAAAGUCAAAUCUCUUAUGCAUAGUCCUGGGGAUUAUAUCCUUCUAAGUGCAGAUAAGUAUGAAAUCAAGAUUUGGCCUAUUGGAAGGGAAAUAAACUGCAAGUGCUUAAAAACACUCUCUGUUUCUGAAGAUCGCAGUAUCUCUCUACAGCCCAGACUGCACUUUGAUGGUAAAUACAUAGUGUGCAGUUCAGCACUAGGAUUAUACCAGUGGGACUUUGCCAGCUAUGACAUUCUCAGGGUUAUCAAACCUCCUGAUUUCUCAAAUGUGUCCUUGCUGGCUUUUGGAGAGAUAUUUGCUCUGCUGUUUGAUAACAGAUACCUGUAUAUAAUGGACUUGAGGACAGAAAAAAUGAUAAGCCGCUGGCCUCUACCAGAGUAUAGAAAAUCAAAGAGAGGUUCAAGCUUUUUGGCUGGUGAAGUGUCUUGGUUAAAUGGACUAAAUGGCCAAAAUGAUACGGGCUUGGUUUUUGCCACCAGUAUGCCAGACCAUAGUAUCCAUUUGGUGUUAUGGAAAGAACAUGGCUAAAAAGCUCACAUACGCAGACUCUUCAGGAAUAUAUGGACUAUCAGCAGUGUGUCCAUAAAAUGAGACUUUGCAUGAACCAAAGUUGCACACCCAAUGGUAUCAUCAUGCAAUGCACAAUCAUGUACUUUUAUUUGGGCAUUUGGGAAUGGGUUGUUUUGGACAUAAUGCAAUACAGCAUGCUAACAGUAUUCAACACAAAAUUUUGUCUCA